AGCCAGUCCUGUGGCCAGUUCCCGGACUCCACAACCUGCCCGCCCCCACAACUGCGCAGAGCCAGUUCCUUGAGCUGUCUUGGUUUUUCCAAUUCUAAAGAGGCUCUGGCCUGUCUCAGGUCUCUCAGAACAGGUUCUUAGUGCCUGUGCAUCAACUGAGCGCCAAGCCUGUGUCCAGUCUGCAGAUCUGCACCUCUGCAGUUCCCAGCGGGCUGUGACAACUGGAAAGGAGGAGAGACCUGCCCAGUAUCCCAGCAGGACAGGAAAAGGAGGGAAAUCUCGACAUGGAAGAACUCCAUGGUGAAAAAGAGGGAAAAUUGGCAAAGGAGGGAAAGCCAGAAGAUGAAGUAGAGCCUGAAGAUGAAGAAAAGUCCGACGAGGACGACAAGCCGGACAAGAAAGCGAAGCCAGCACACGAGGGGAAGCUAGAGAAUAAGGCAGAGCCAGAUGCACAGGGACAACCACGAGAUGAGGGGAAAUCAGAAAAGCGGGGAAAGUCUGAAGGGGAGGGUCACCGCCAAGGGGAGGGCAAGCCUGAUUCCCAGGCAAAGCCAGCCAGUGAGCCAAGGGCCGCAGAAAAGCGUCCUGCUGAAGAUUACGUGCCCCGGAAAGCAAAACGAAAAACAGACAGGGGGACAGACGAUUCCCCCAAGGACUCUCAGGAGGACAGGCAUGUAAGCAGUGAGGAGAUGAUGAGAGAGUGUGCAGAUAUGUCAAGGGCUCAGGAAGAGCUGAGGAAAAGGCAGAAAAUGGGUGGUUUUCCCUGGAUGCAGAGAGAUGCACAGGAUGCGUUCGCCCCCAGGGGCCAGCGUGGAGUCAGGGGAGCGAGGGGCGGAGGCAGGGGCCAAAGGGGCCUACACGAUGUCCCAUACCUUUAAUGCCUUUGGCCUUCGAGUCUGACUUCUCAGAUGAGAAUAUUGCUGGCCCUGCUUUCCCUGGUAGAUACUUGCCAGGCCCUGUGCUUUAACCUUGAGCCGAUACUCUGCUUUAGGUGUCACUGUCCUUACCAGCAGCCUUUUGACCCAACUACAGUGCUCUCUGUCUUCUAGUACAGGAUUUCACCCAUGUGCAUGGAAAAUAUGUUCAUGGUAUGUUGUAAAAAUGAAUAAACAAAACAGUUUGCAGAACUACA
Molecule: messenger RNA, 1132 nt
Organism: Nannospalax galili (Upper Galilee mountains blind mole rat)
Lineage: Eukaryota; Metazoa; Chordata; Mammalia; Rodentia; Spalacidae
Product: transcription elongation factor A protein-like 3
Exons: 3
Coding region: 285-878 (197 amino acids)
Source: RefSeq, a predicted model, not a curated record